This is a messenger RNA of Paramuricea clavata, 1757 nucleotides long. Lineage: Eukaryota; Metazoa; Cnidaria; Anthozoa; Malacalcyonacea; Plexauridae. The record is from the annotation of a GenBank genome assembly.
AUGGACCUCAAAGGACGUCCAACAGGAGAACAGUAUGAAAGUUUUCGGUUAUACAAAGAUGCAAAGCGUCUAUUCAGAAAGGAACAACGUAAAAUGGUACGAAAAACAGAGGAGAAUGAUUUCAAAGAGCUUAGUGAGGCUUCCGAGAUCGAUCACAUCAAGUUUUGGAAAUAUGUAAACCGACGUAGAAAGAAGAAAAGAUCAACUAAUGUGCUCACAACGAAUGAUGGAAGAACUAUCUCAAACCCAGAAGAAAUAGCAGAUGUGUGGGCUAAUUACUAUGAAAAACUUUUAACUCCUGAGGAAAAUACAAAUUUUGAUGAUGACUUCAGGGAGUGUAUCGAUAUCGAGGUUAGUGACAUAACAAAAAAUCCUUAGCUGAAUUUGAUGAUAUCUUUCAGGAUCCCAUAACUUUAAAAGAGAUCGAGGAUGUGCUAACAGUAUUACCAAAUAAUAAAGCUCCCGGUGAUGAUGGCAUAACGUAUGAACAUAUUAAGUACUCUGGGGACAUUCUGGCUGCCAAACUGCUAAUACAUUAUAAUAAGAUCAUUGAAUUGGAGUACAUUCCAAGACAAUUUAAGUUAGGAAUUAAGAUUCCAAUUCCAAAGCGAGGGAAGAGCUGUGCGUCAAAAUUCGAUGAUCACAGAGGAAUUACUCUUCUUUGUACUUUUAACAAAGAUUUCGAACGUUUAGUACUCAACAGGCUUCAAAAUAAAAUAAGAUGUCGACCCCACCCGCUUCAAGGCGCCUAUCAAGCUGAGCGUGACGCCUUGACGACUUCAUUUGUUAUUGACGAGUCAACUAAGCAUUGUUGCGAGGAAAACGAUAAAGUAUUUGCCUGCUAUGUUGAUGUCUCAAAGGCAUUUGAUAAAGUAUGGAUAAAUGGUAUGUUGUUUAAAUUAUAUCACAACGUAAAUAUUAGAGGAAAGUGCUGGAGGGUAAUAAAAGGUUGGUACUCAGACAUGGAGGAAUAUGUCCUUUAUAAUGGUAAACGUUCCAGACAGUAUAAUAUCUUACAGGGGGUUCGACAAGGUGGGGUAUUAUCGCCAUGGCUAUUUCUUCUCUUCAUUGAUGACAUGAUAAGCGAGCUGGAAAAGCUAUCCACAGGUAUAGUUAUUCAAAAUUUGUUUGUUGGAUCACCAAUGUUUGCUGACGAUCUUACGUUAAUGUCAAGAUUAAAACGAGGUCUUGAUAACAUGCUUGUACAAGUUCAUGAGAAAAAAAUUGUUGUGCUGACCUUUGGCGAAAAACGAGAUAACAUAUCGGCAAUUACGAGCAGAAGGUGGCUUAUAGGAGGUAAAGAAAUCAUGGAGAAAAGUAUCUGGCAUUAUCUUGGAAAAGAUUGGCACAUCGACGUUUCCAGCCUUCUUCCAAUACUAGAGGCUGUGAGGAAAGGUCAGGCUAUCAGCAUUGGUUUAGCAAAUCUGGGAUGUAGAUUUAACGGGAUGAGUCCAUUGGUGGCGACUAAGCUGUGGGCACAAAUUGCUUUGCCGAAAAUGUUGUACGGUGCUGAGUUGUGGACACUUGAUCGAGAAAAACUAUCAAAAUUGGAAAAGGUACAGAAUAUAUUUUUAAGAGUAUGUCUGGGUUUACUUAGUGGUACCUCGGGUUCAGCUGCACGUAGACUUCUUGGUCUGUGGACGGUCGGAGCAGAAAUAGACAAACGAAAGCUUCUGUUUCUCAGACGACUAAUAUGUGCAAGUGAGGACUGUGUACAUUGCAGGGUAUUCAUGAUACGACUUAAUAGAUGGAGAUAG